Ostreobium quekettii is the source of this 330-nucleotide messenger RNA. NCBI's taxonomy places the organism in Eukaryota, Viridiplantae, Chlorophyta, Ulvophyceae, Bryopsidales, Ostreobiaceae. The record is from the annotation of a GenBank genome assembly.
AUGGGAUGCUACCCAGGGACUGCAAGCUUCCAGGGCACAUGGGUGAAUGGCGCCCCCAGAUGGGGCUCUGCCUCCAGCACGGCGGUGGCUGCCCCGUCCCAAUCUAGCCUUGCCUUCCAUUAUCGUAUCUGCCUGUAUCCCUUGGUUAUCUUGAGGGUCACUGAGGCAGCGAAUAAAGAGUUGCGCUGUCGACGAUGGCGACACCGGGCUGGGGCGUCGGACAGGCUUGGCCCGAACCGUGAGCUGCUCUGCACAGUUGGCCAAAUCGCCAAGGGAAAAUUUAUCAGCUAUUUGCCAUCUAUCUUUAGGUUCAUUCAGUUGACCGCAUAG